Messenger RNA from Camelina sativa (false flax), 1305 nucleotides. NCBI's taxonomy places the organism in Eukaryota, Viridiplantae, Streptophyta, Magnoliopsida, Brassicales, Brassicaceae. The record is from RefSeq and is a predicted model, not a curated record.
AUGAAUUCAUCAUCUGCUCUCAUAUCGAUUGAUCUCAUCAAGGAGAUCUUGUCGAGACUGCCUUCAAAGUCAGUCGCGAGGUUUCGUUGCGUGUCGAAGCUAUGGGCAUCAAUGUUGGUUAGUCCAUAUUUCAAGGAGUUGUUCCGGACCAGGUCCUUGGCUAAGCCACGCCUCUUAUUCACCAUCGUAGAACAUGAUAAGUGUCGCUUCUUCUCGUUGCCUCAGCUUCACAACCCAUACGAAAAGUCGUCGUCGACUCUUUUAGCAGCCGCCGAAUUUCAUGUGAAGUUCCCUCGAAAGAUCCUUCGGAUCAAUCAUCUUACUAACCUAAAAUAUUUUUCAUGCGGCUACGCCUCUGGCUUGCUCUAUAUGUAUGGUGAUCGAUACCAAGCUAGACCUGUGAUAUGUAACCCCAUCACGGGACGGUAUGCGAUCUUACCUUAUCGGUAUACCUACAGAAAGGCUUAUAGCUUUUUCGGGUUUGAACCGAUUGAAAAGCAAUACAAAGCAUUGUCCAUGGCUUAUCCAUCUGGUCCUGGUCAUCAUAAAAUUCUUACAUUUGAAGAAGAUGGAGAUUUGAUGUGGAGAAGGAUCAAGUGUCCCUUACGACAUGAUAUUAAGAGUGAUGGGGUAUGCAUCAAUGGGGUUUUGUAUUACUUGGCUGAUACGUCGGAAUGUGCUCAUGUUAUGACGUCUGAUUAUAUGAUAGUUUGCUUUGAUGUUAGGUCUGAAAAGUUCACCUUUAUUGAUGUAGAAAGGUUUUGUCGAUUGAUAAACUACAAGGGCAAAUUAGCUGUGAUUUUUUGGGAGGAUGAUGAAGACAUUUAUGAGAAGUAUCAUUUGGAUUCGGAUGUCUACAUUCAUAUGGAGAAUCGUCGUCUCGAUGCUGAUCCCACUAAUGAGUUACGUGUGUGGGUUUUAGAGGAUGUUGGGAAACAGGAAUGGUCGAAAUAUGAAUACACUUGGACCGAUGAUAGAUUCUUCCGUCGUCACGUUUCCGUAGUUGGAGCGACUGCUUCGGGUGAAAUAGUGUUUUCGAUGCGCAAGUAUAGAUCUAACCAACCGUUUUAUGUUUUCUAUUUCAAUCCUGAAACGAAGACACUCCAACUUGUGACCGAUUUGGACAUCAACAAACGUAUUGAGAUCCAAGGUUUUGGUGAAACUUUUAAGAAAUGUUUUAGCGUUCGCACUUUUGUAAACCACGCAGGUGAUUUUGAUGCUAAUGAUUUAAAACUACUCAAGUCAGUCCAUCCUCCAUUGGUGAGCGCAGGAUAUGUAGAAUCAUCAGAUGCAGAUUCAGACUAA